Chironomus riparius is the source of this 1259-nucleotide messenger RNA. Lineage: Eukaryota; Metazoa; Arthropoda; Insecta; Diptera; Chironomidae. The record is from the annotation of a GenBank genome assembly.
GCUGCAAACGUUCAAGUGAAAAGGUGGAAAUAAAAUUUAAAUUUUAGACCAAAUAAAAAUUAAAUUAGAGUCGUUGUGAAUUGUCGACAGUGAGAGGAGAAAUAAAGCUUAAAAAAAAAUUAACAAACAAAAGAAGAAGAAUUUGAGAGACAGCAAGAAAGUAACAGCUAUAAGUCAAGUUCAAAAAUGUUGCGGAAAUUCAUUGUCUUUAUGAUCUUCGUGGUGUUAUGCUUGAGUAAUGUAAAAGCUGAGCCGCAAUCUUCAUCGUCCACGUCGUCGAGUGAUACACAGGGAAGAUUCUUUGACUUAGGAUCGAUUCUAGGAAUCAACAGAUACCGACCAUAUGGUGGUGGAUAUCCAGGACAAUAUCCAGGUGGAUAUGGUGGUGGAUAUCCAGGUAGUUAUGGAGGUGGUGGAUAUCCAGGCACUUACGGAGGUGGAUAUGGAGGGUACGGAAAUGGAGGAGGAUAUGGAACAAACUUCAUUGGAGGAGGUGGAUAUGGAGGCUUAGGUGGAAAUUAUGGAUUAAACAGCUAUUAUGGAUAUAAGAAUGAUGGCUAUACAGGCGGUGGACACUUAAAUUAUGGAUAUUAUGAUCCAAAUUUAUUUGUGAAUCGAAAUGUUCGUCCUCAAUAUAAUCCAUCAGGAUAUCGAGGCUAUGACUAAAAUAAAAUAAUUUUGUUAAAUUCUAAAGUUGUGCCUUGUGAGUGUUCAUGUGUGCAUUUAUGCAUAAAAUUAAUUUCUCAUUGUGAUGUACAGUAUACGUUUAGUUUUGUGAAAGAUAAUUAAGUUGAAAGAUGAAGGCAUGGGAAAUGUGUCAAUGAUGCAAGUUUGCAUGAUGCACAGUGAAGAUGAAAAUAGACACGGGAAACUUCGUAUGAUUAAAAUUAUUAUAAUAAUAAAAGUAAAAUGAGUAUAAAUGAUCAUAAUAAUAAUGAAAUAUGAUGUGUUGUGUUUACAUGUUGUUAUACAAUGUUAGCAUUAGACGUUGUUGUCAACUAAAGGUGGUGUUGUUCGUGCUGUAAAAUGGAAUAUUACAUUGUUUUAAAUUCUCGUAAUGAUAAGAAGAAUGUUGAGCAGCAGGAGGAAAAAAAAUGUUGUUAACAUAAAGGAAUGAGUUUUGUUCUGCAAGUCAUGGUCAUGAAAGGUUUAAAAUAAUAACUUUAAUGGUAGAAAAUUCUUAAAGUUUAAAGUUAUUAUUAAGUUGGAUGGAUGUUUCAAUUAAUAUGUCAAACAAGUGCCUAGGAAAACCUUCAAUA